AUGACGGAAGAUAGAAAUCCAGCAACAGAUUUAACAGAAAAAACUCAUCUGCAAUCACUGAAUGAUCAGAACAACGAAAAUGCAUCAGAAUCCAGUCCACCAUUACAAUUAGAAAAGCAAAGGGAAUUGCAAGAUGAGGAACAGGCGGCACAUCUAGAAAAGCAGGAUGAGCAACCGGAAAUGGAAAAAGAAGGUUCGUUGGAGGAACAAAUUGAAAAUCUUUUAAGUAAAUCCCGGGAGGACGGCAAAGAAAUUAGUGAGGCAGACGAACUUCGAACUGUCGCCGAAUUCUGUCUGAACAGACUUCGAGAUAUAGGAGACUCAGAAGAAGAAGGCGAAACGAAACAGCAUCUGUUGUCUAAGUUGGUGGACUGCCGUUUUAGACUGGAAAGAUUGAAGGAAUUUGACGUCACUGGGGAGAUGCUACAUAUUCGGACGCACAAGAAUCAUGAACUUGUAGUACAGUCAGCUCGAGGUCGAAACCCUUAUUGUGAAGUAUGCAUGUCAACAGUUUGGCGGUUGAUCCAAAGCGAUCAUUCCUUCCCUUCAAAACUUUCUUUAAUUAAAAUUAAAGAUCAUUACUUUAGCCUCAUAACAAAAAUAUGUCCAGAACGAGGCUUAGAUGCUCAGGACUACGCGUGUGCAGAGUGCAGGAAACCAUUACAGUUUGGUAGUUCUGCUGAUGUUGAGCCACGUUUAUGUGAUUACAAUGGACUGUAUUACUGCUCACAUUGCCAUUGGAAUGACGAGUGGAUGAUCCCGGCGCGGGUCUUGUCUAACUGGGACUGUAACAAAUAUAAGGUAUGUCGUGCGUCGAAACAGCUAUUAUCUUGCAUUGAUCGUAAACCGUUGUACAAUUUUUCUCAGCAAAACCCUCGUCUACUAAAGUUUGUUGCUCAGCUAAUGAAGAUCCAUAAACUGCGGACGAAUAUAAUGUUUAUGAAAUGUUACUUCGUUUGUUGCAAAGAAGCUCGUAAGCUGCGUAUUCUACAAUACUUAAAUCGCCGUCAGCACUUUGUUGAAAAUGCCGAAAUGUACAGUCUUGCCGAUCUGCGCGAUUUAGUGGAGGGUCGUCUGAUUCCCGAAAUAGAACAAAUUGUUUCUAUCUUUGCUGAACACAUAACGCGGGACUGCUUAAUUUGUCAAGGAAAUGGGUUCGUGUGUGAAUUGUGCUCAGAUGAUAAGGCCGAUUACUUUCAGGUGAUAUAUCCUUUCUCAGAAGGGGUUGCAAUAUGUCAAGUCUGUUGUGCCGUUUUUCAUUCGCAGUGUUUCAACGUAAACAGUAAACGAUGCCCACGGAUAAUCAUGAGGGGGCAUCUGAAAAGAAAGCAAAGAUUUGCAAAAGGUUUCAACCGGCUUCCAAAUACUGCCGUAAGAUAUGGCAUCAAAAGGGGUGAUGUCUCAGGAGCAAAGACAAGGGAAACUAGUGAAUUUCGGGCUUGGAAGUGGUUAGUUUGGGAGACCAGGCAGAGGCUAAAAAGAAUAGGCUUUUUGAAGCUAAGAUCAUUAGAAGUUAUGAAAGAUCUUUUUAAGUGCGGUAACUUUGAGUUUCGGCAUAAGGUACUGCACCGUGUAUCCAGUGGAGCGGUUUAUCGUCGCUCUGCUUUGUUUGUUUUGGAAAGGUCUGUACUCAUUGAAUAUUUCUUUCUGCAGAUGUCAGUGGACAGCGUUCCCAGGGACCUGAGGAAUCUACGAGCAUGUCUUCUUUGUUCAAUGGUUAAAUCGCUUGAUCAAUUCGUUCUUGAUGGCUGUGAUAAUUGCGAAAGAUAUCUGACUAUGAAAGGUGAUGAGGAAAAAGUUAGCGAGUGCACAAGUUCAAAUUUUGACGGAAUAAUAGCUGCAGCUUCUCCUGAGGAUUCUUGGGUCUGCAAGUGGCAGAAGAUCAACCGGAAGGUGAAAGGAGUUUAUGCUGUAUCAGUAUCCGGAAGCUUACCAUCGCAUAUUAUACAAGAACUAAAAGCUCAAAAUGUUCGUUAUGUGCCAAAUAUGAGAGAUACUACUGAAAAAGUUUAA
Messenger RNA from Enterobius vermicularis (human pinworm), 2013 nucleotides. Lineage: Eukaryota; Metazoa; Nematoda; Chromadorea; Rhabditida; Oxyuridae. The record is from the annotation of a GenBank genome assembly.